CUCUAUUUUCCUCUAAUGGUUUUGGCCUUGUUUUUAUAUAUUUCAGGUCUACGGAUCAAUGGAGAGCUAAUCACUGCCUACCCACAAGUUGUAGUAGUCAGAGUACCAACCCCGUGGGUGCAAAGUGAUAGUGACAUUACUGUUUUGCGCCAUCUAGAGAAGAUGGGAUGCCGGUUGAUGAACCGACCUCAAGCCAUCCUGAACUGCGUUAAUAAGUUCUGGACAUUUCAAGAGUUGGCUGGCCGUGGUGUUCCUCUGCCAGACACUUUCUCUUAUGGUGGCCAUGAAAAUUUUGCUAAAAUGAUUGAUGAAGCAGAAGUACUGGAGUUCCCAAUGGUAGUAAAGAAUACGCGGGGUCAUAGAGGUAAAGCUGUUUUCUUGGCUCGAGAUAAGCACCAUUUGGCUGAUCUAAGCCAUCUUAUUCGCCAUGAAGCGCCAUACCUGUUCCAGAAGUAUGUUAAGGAGUCUCAUGGACGGGAUGUACGUGUCAUUGUCGUGGGAGGCCGUGUGGUUGGCACCAUGUUGCGUUGUUCAACAGAUGGGAGAAUGCAAAGCAACUGCUCAUUAGGUAAAAAUAAUGCAAGCAUCUUUCUAGUAUAUAAAGUAACAUUAUAACUUGUCCAGUGAGUAUUCAUAUGUGUAUAACUAUAGAUCUUCUUAAGUUGAAAAACACAUUUCCUUUUACAGGUAAAUAAGAUUUUUAAACAUACCAUCAAUGUAAUUAAACUCUAGAGUUAUUUUUCUAGUAAUAUAAUUCUGUUUCACUGAAUCUUAUUAAAUCUGUCUUCAUCCAAGCUCAAUUUGUAACCCAAUUUACACAUGUAUUGGAUGUCUGACAGGAGUUAGAGAUUCCUUGGUGACAUACUUACUUUGUGUAUGAUUGGAAUUCCUAUAAGCUGUCCUAAUACAUUUUCCCCAUUGGUCCAAACAAGAUUGUUGAUUUUGAUUAUUUUCUCAGCUCUUUUAUUGUUAAGGUACAUCAGAGCUUAGGCUUUGGGUUUUUAUCCUUCUCUUCUCUGUUUUUAUCCAUUUCUUGGUAAUCUUAAACAGCUAAUGACUUUAAAUGCCAUUUCUAUGUUUAUUAGUUUCAAAUUUCUGUCUCCAAUUUAGGCUUUUUUCCCUGCUCCAACUCCAGGCUCAUAUAAGGAAUUGCUUACUCAGUAUCUCCAAAACUGGACUUCUUACAACGUAUUCUACCUACAGUUAUCUCCUUUUUGUUUUAUGUAUGUAUGUGUGAGUUAAUGAAUGAAUGAAUGAAUAACGGC
Molecule: messenger RNA, 1265 nt
Organism: Sapajus apella (tufted capuchin)
Lineage: Eukaryota; Metazoa; Chordata; Mammalia; Primates; Cebidae
Product: beta-citrylglutamate synthase B-like
Exons: 3
Coding region: 16-615 (199 amino acids)
Biological process (GO): protein modification process
Cellular component (GO): cytoplasm
Molecular function (GO): ligase activity, forming carbon-nitrogen bonds; metal ion binding; ATP binding
Source: RefSeq, a predicted model, not a curated record